Messenger RNA from Cryptomeria japonica (Japanese cedar), 786 nucleotides. RefSeq lists its product as uncharacterized. The coding region runs from base 1 to 786 and encodes 261 amino acids. The transcript has a single exon. The record is from RefSeq and is a predicted model, not a curated record. Lineage: Eukaryota; Viridiplantae; Streptophyta; Pinopsida; Cupressales; Cupressaceae.
AUGAUUCUGGGGAAAGGUAAGUUGAAUGAAGCCAAGGAAAUAAAGAGAAUAUUACACUCUUAUGGGCUGGCAUCCGAGGAAAAGGUCAAUGGGGAAAAAUCUGAAAUAUUCAUUUUUAACAUGAUAGCACAGGAAGAAUCUAGAAUUGCAUCAUUUUUAGGUUACAUAAUUGGUCAAUUACCAUUUACAUAUCUAGGGAUGCCUUUGGACAAAGGCAUCGAGACUAAUAAACUCUACGAUCCCUUGAAUGAGAAGGUUAGGAAAAGGCUAUCUUCCUGGAAAGGCUUAUGGCUGACUGGGGCAGAAAGAUUAACACUUAUUAAGACAGUCUUGGCGGCGAUGCCCAUCUACCUACUUUCAUGUAUCCCACUUUCGAAAGGAGCCCAUAAGAAAUUGACUCAAGCAAUCAGAAUUUUCUAUUGGCAAGGCACAGAGGACAGGAACAAACUUAAAUUGAUAGCAUGGGACAAAAUAUGUCGAGAGAGAUGUGAUGGGGGUACAGGGAUUAGGAAAAAUCUUUGGAAAAAUAAAGCCUUAAGGGCAAAACUGGUAUGGAGAUUAUACACCUCCUCAAAAGCCGAGUGGGCCAGAAUCCUUAAGAACAAGUAUCUUACAAGUAAUCAUAGGGAGGCAGUAUUCAGGGAUAUGAAACCACCCAAGGGUUCGAGAAUUUGGAAUUUCAUAAAGGAAUGUCGCACACUCAUAUCCAACUUCUUGUCUCGAAACAUUUGUGAUGGCAAAUCUGCUUUGUUCUGGGAAGUCUCAUGGGGGGACAUCCUCCGAUAG